Molecule: messenger RNA, 3385 nt
Organism: Vitis vinifera (wine grape)
Lineage: Eukaryota; Viridiplantae; Streptophyta; Magnoliopsida; Vitales; Vitaceae
Product: dual specificity protein phosphatase PHS1
Exons: 11
Coding region: 35-2992 (985 amino acids)
Biological process (GO): response to abscisic acid; protein dephosphorylation; cortical microtubule organization
Molecular function (GO): protein tyrosine/serine/threonine phosphatase activity
Source: RefSeq, a predicted model, not a curated record
AGUAGAUAAAAGAAAGGAGCGAAAAAUGUAAUUAAUGAGAGGGUGUGUGCAUGUGAUGAUUGCAAAGCACAAAGCAACUAGCCAGAGAAGAAAAAGUGGGAGACCGCAAAAAAAGCAACUGCAAUUUCUAUCGCAGUCUCUCUUUCAAACGUUUUGGCACUCCCAAGUUUUGAAAUCAAAUUCAAAAAGAGAAAAUAUGGUUAAGGACCAAAAGGAGGAGCCUGCAAUUAUCACCAACACCACACCCCACCAGGAAGAGAAGGACCCCGAGUUCGGAUCUGAGGACUUGCUUGAGUCCCCAUUGCCCCUCACCGUCACUUCUCGGGUGUUGUAUAUGUUAGGAGACAUAGCGGCAGGUCCGGCUUAUCGGUUCACACAAUGGCUGGAACUGGUUCGUAAGCGCAGUGGCAAAUAUCGCUCCUCUGGUUUCCCUAACCGCCCGCCCAGAAUCGAUACUAUGCCAUUCUGUUCAGGAGAAUCAACUGUUGAUUCCAGAAGUUCUUUGCCUGUUGAGCAAGCUACAGAAAUAAGUUUGUGGGAAAGACUUGGUAAAGCUGCUAUGAUGGAUAUUGAAUCAUGUUCUUUUUCUUGGGACAUGCUUUCCUCACUUCACCAUACUGAACAUAGUAGUAGCAAUGAUCAUUCUGAGGAUGAAAUGAGUAAAGCUCUUGAGGUCACCGUGAAUUCUGGAGGGGUUGUCUUCUUUGCUCUAUUCAACUGGCCUGAGAAUGAUGAUUAUUUCCUGAAGGAGGGAGCAGCAGUUAUAAAGUUUUCAUCUUCAAGAGUGGCCACACAAUCAGAACGUCUUGGUUACGAAUUCGCAAAGUGGCUAGGAGUUCGAACUCCACAGGCUAGAGUCAUUCACAAUUCUAGUACGGAGUGGCUUCAGAUUAAGGAAGCUGCAGAAAAAGCAAGAGAUGCAGCAAUUUCAGAAGGAGAUGAAGUUGGUGAAGUCACAUGUUCAGAGCUUUUAGAAGCUCUUGAACUUAGCCGAUGCCUCUUUCUGAUGAAUUAUGUACAUGGAUCUCCUCUCUUGGAAAGCUCAAGUGCAUUUGACUCACGAGAAGCUGCAGAAAAGACAGCAGCAGCCCUUGGCAGGGUCUUGAUGUUGGACCUUGUCAUUAGAAAUGAAGAUAGACUUCCUUGUCGUCAGCUCAGAUGGCGUGGAAAUCCCGCAAAUCUAUUGUUGGCCGACAAAAUGGCCUCUACUGACAUGGAUGCAUUGGAGGAAGCAUUUGAUUCUGCAAUCAAGCGAUAUAGGCCUAGGGUAAUUAGGGCUCUUCAGAAAGAAAGAAGGGCGACAUCAGUUGACAGCAGAUUGAGCCCUCAUAAUUCAGGAUUGGUAUCACAGAGUUCUGAUCUUUCUGAUGCCAUAGGAUCACCAUCAUCGAGCAACACUAGUCUGGAGGGUCAAGCUUUGAAUCAGUCAGGUCUUUCAGAUUUUCAUAUUGUGGCAAUCGACUCUGGAGUUCCUCGCAGACCACCAGCAGGAAAACGUGCAAAUGACCAGGCAAAUUAUCCAAAACUGGUUGAGCUCAUGCUCAACAGCUCCAAGUAUUCCUUGAAUCUAUUACAUGAGAUAACAGGAGGGAAGUUAGGAUUUGCUUCAGAUGAUACUGAAACAGCAACUGAUAUACUUUUGACUGAGAUGGCUUCAGUUGUUCAUGAAUUUCGUCGUGGGUUUCGAGCUGCACUAAGAGACUUGCAGGGUUUCCAUAUAUUCCUACUCACACUCCACCAAAAACUGGAUGGCCUCUUACGAGUAUUUCUGAAUAUUGUAAAUAGAAAUUCCUGUGUUGAUUUUGACAGAGAGGAUUUGGGGGCCUCUGAGGCACAGUCGCAGGCUCCUGUAAUAGGUCAUUGUCCCUCUCCACCAAGUAAGGAACGGGUUAUUAAUGAUAAUCAUCCAGAUUUGAGUGACCCAGAGGUACAGAGAGCAGCUCCUAGGUUAUCAUCUUCUGGAGUUAGAGAAAGCUCAGACUCUAGUUCUCCCAUCUCUCGAGAAGCUUGGCAUGGGAAGUUCAGCAGAGGGAGUGUGGAGUCACUCCGAAGCCUGCGAUUGACAACGAAGCUCCGUGACUUUCACAGAUUUGCCAAGGUUGAUGCAGAAUCAAGCAAAGAGUUGGAACAAUGGAAUGAAAUGCUAAGAAAUGAUGCAGUUAAAUUAUGCCAAGAGAACAAUUUCAAUUCAGGUUUCUUCGAGGGUAAUGAUAAUAAUGGUGUUGUUGAUGCUUAUGAGUUGAAGGUCAGGCUUGAGCACAUUCUUGAGAGGAUAGCAUUGAUAUCUGAUGCUGCAAAUACAGAGCGACCAUCUUCAAUUACAGCGAGUCUCUUCAUUGGUGGGGCCCUUGCUGCAAGAUCUGUGUACACACUACAACAUUUAGGAAUUACACACAUAUUGUGCUUGUGCUCCAAUGAGAUUGGACAGUCAGAUUCUCAGUAUCCUGACCUAUUUGAGUACAAAAAUUUUUCUAUUUCUGACAGUGAAGACACAAACAUCAGCAGCAUAUUUGAAGAAGCUUCUGUGUUCAUUGAUCAUGUUGAACAAACUGGCGGGAGGGUUCUGGUUCAUUGCUUUGAAGGGAGAAGUAGAAGUGCUACGUUAGUUCUUGCUUACUUGAUGCUCAGGAAGAACUUCACUCUAUUAGAAGCAUGGAAUGCCCUAAAACGAGUACACCGCCGAGCGCAGCCCAAUGAUGGGUUUGCCAGGACCCUCCUGGACCUGGACCGCAAACUGCAUGGAAAGGUUUCAAUGGAGUGGCAUCAGCGAAAACCGCCAAUGAAAGUUUGCCCCAUCUGUGGGAAAAAUGCUGGCUUGAGCAGCAGCUCGCUUAAGCUUCAUUUGCAGAAAUCACACAAGAAGCUAUCAUCAGGGAGCGUGGACAGUGCUAUGACUAUGGAGAUCCAAAAGGCUAUAAGUGCUCUCAAGAUUAGCCGAGGUGGGAGUGUCAGCCCUACACAGAGGCAGUCUAAUUCAGUCAUGGAUGAAUAGGAACAGGGACCUUUUUUCAUUUAUGAAUGCAAGGAAACUGUGACAAUAUCAUUUCUAUGGCUUGAACCCCCUCCAACAUUAAGGUCGAUAUUGCCUGGAGAAUCUUCAAUUGCUUUGCAGCAGGUAACUUGUGAGUCAUCUGGAAGAGAUGAAGCCUCCAUGCUGUUUGCCUAACGAGGUGGGCCUGCCAGAUAUUCUGGUUAAUGAGUUUCUCAGUAACAAACAUUCUGUGUCUCACAACUGCAAAAUACCUGCAGCAGCACUUUAAGAGAAGAAAGGAUGGUUUAUUUUGUGUUCUCCUGAACACCAGGUUGAAUUCAAUUUGCAUCUGUUGGAUACAAUAUGUUGCUUUGUUGCAACUAUUUUUUGAAAUAGAUGUAACAAUUGAUCACA